AGUAUAGCCCCAUUUUUGAAAAUCGACAUUUUGUUGUAACUCUUUUUUCUUCUUCUUCAGAUGAAGCCUUUUUGGACGCAGCCGAGAGUUCCUUUAUUCAAUCUCCAGGCUACCCAUUAGACUACCCUCUAAACUAUUACCAAAUAUGGUAUUUCAAAUGUGCCGAUGGAUUUGUCGUGUCCGUCAUCGUUCACCACUUCGAUCUUGAGUUCGAAAAUGAUUAUCUUUACAUCGGAGACGGUGCAAGAAGAUUCUCAAACCACGAUGAUACCUGGCGUGAUCUAACGGGAGAUUUGCGUCAGAUCAGAGACUAUCGAGAUUUUACUUCCCUCCAAUCCUCGGUACAAAUCAUAUUCACUACCGACUUCGUCACCGUCGAAUCCGGAUUUCGGAUUGAGCUACGGGCAGUGAAACAAGCACGUAAAACUACAAUGCAACGUGUGAGUACCACACCAAUUUUUCCAUCUACCUCAGGUCGGAGUAUGGAGAAUGACGUCAUUACGUCUGACAGCAGUGCUAAACUUCCCAAAACAACGACGCAAAAGGGUGUAUAUGAGAUGCAACAGAUGAACAGUUCGACAAAUUUCGUUAUAAUCUUCGGUGUAUUUUCCGGGCUACUCUGUGUCAUCCUGCUCGUAAUACUUCUGCACUGUGUGGUUGUGAAAUUUCGACGACGCCACUUAGCACAGCUAGAUGGAAGGAUAUACUGUUCCGUCACAGAAUCGGCGCCGGCAUUACCCCCUCCCAGAUUCACGCGAAGACACACGUCUCUGGCAUGUGCAUCCCCACCUGCGUGUCACACAGGCUCGUGUGUAGAAGACAAUUGCGACAACACCACGGCAACAUUCAAGAACAAACAUAUCAUGAAAGGUGAGGUGUUUAGUGAGGCAGGAGACAUCCUGAAUCAACUUGGUGUGGAUUCCACAAUGUACGCUGAUACCUACGCUUGCGUACCUGACCCCCUUGGUAAGCAGUGCUUUGAUGAUGGUGGAGAGACUGAUAACACCAAGAUAUCAAAACAUCUUGGUGUCGUCAUGUCCGCAUCACGAAGCGAUGGAGAUCACAAGGAUGCCAUCCCCCUUAAACCUCGUGUUAAUACAGGCAGGAGAUACGGGCAAGAGGAGUCCCAAUAUGUUUGUUCGACAGCUGAUCACAAUCGACUCACAAGGGGUGGAUUCGUGGAGGGCUCUCAUGAUGAUACAUCACCGAAAGGUAUCAGAACUAAGAGGAGGUAUGACGAAGAUUAUGUGAAUGUUCCAAGUAUUAAUACCGUCAUAUGUGAUGACAGUUCUUCAAGUACGUCGUCCAGCAGAUCAGGGCUUGAAGAUAGCGGCUCAAGCAACUCCUCUAAUCAACACCCUGGUCGCUGUCCACAUAGCAAGAGAGCCUUAAAAUCAAUUGACUUUAGUGGCCUUCCUAGAUCUCAAGUUGCAGGGUCAUCCUCUGACUCAUCAUCUACAAUAUUGACAGAGGACUCACGAUUCCCGAGCUGUAACAUUGACGAAUUCGGCUACCUCAUCCUAAGCACGUCAUCACCAAAAUGCGGCGGAUCUCGACACAACCUUCAAUCGGAAAGCCAUGACGAUGAACUACGUUUUCCUCAGUACAGCAGCAAUGGCCAUGACGACUGGACAACUUCAGGUCGCCUCCACAUGUCUCCUUCUCAACGUUCCAGUCGAGAGUCGUUGUCGAGCUCUUCACCACUUGAGCACACCUACCUUGAUAGAGAGAUGUCAUAAUAAACUCCAUGAGUUUGAAAAAUAGAGUAUCUGUAUUCGAAAAGAGACGAGACACGUGAUCUAUAAACGACAUUUACAAGUGUGUAUGGACCCAGAGAUGUUCACCUGUCUUCUCAUUACUCUUUUAAUUAAAGGCAUCGUUUAACAAUGUUAAAUAUGAGAUGCACGGCCUUACGUGUUAUCUUUGUCUGUGAUAUGGAGUAAUAAUGAAGCCCUAACAAAAUUUCGCUUCAAAAUGAUCAAGAAGUGCCUCAAAAAUGUAAAAAUCUUUGAGUGACCGGUUUUACCAUACUCGUUUUCC
Molecule: messenger RNA, 2040 nt
Organism: Strongylocentrotus purpuratus (purple sea urchin)
Lineage: Eukaryota; Metazoa; Echinodermata; Echinoidea; Camarodonta; Strongylocentrotidae
Exons: 4
Coding region: 432-1739 (435 amino acids)
Source: RefSeq, a predicted model, not a curated record